UAAUUAAGUAAUAUUUUUCACUGGGUUGUCCACGUUUAUAUAACCUGCAUAAAACAACACGAUAAGAACGCACGGCGCGAAGUAUCUAAAGGUACGGUACAAACAGUUUCCUCACGAUGUCUCCAUAUUCAAAGAUGAUAACACCUUGAGGUAGGGCCAGGGUUUGAGGCACAGGUUGCCCUGCUUUCUUCAAUAAAACACCACAAAUGUGGGGAAAUAAAGAGGGUCAUUUACUGCAGGCUUUUGGCUUGUUGCUCCACCAGUAGCACAGAAAACAAGUGGGAAAUGAAAACUUCUUUGUGGAGCCUAGCUUCACUUAGUUUCAAGCUAUAAAAAUUACGACAUUUUUUUGCAAAAUCAUAAAUUAAUUUCACUCCAACUAAUCCAGACACAAGACUCAUUCUGUCGGUUAUUUUGAGACGUGUGCUUUUUAUACUUUUAUAGAUUUGAUAAAAAUUGAAGGGAACCUCAAAAUUCUGACAAUUAAUUAUCCUUUAGAGACGAGAAACAAUCACAAAAACGAAAACGUGUUGACAGCGCCACCUCGUGAUCCAUCGAAUAAUAGACUUCCAAAACAAGGAAAUUAUUCUAAGCCGCGGGGUAUGAGAAAGGAAGUGAAUUCAGAACGAAGAUAGAACAAAAUACUACGCAAAUCAAGUUGCUGUUGUAUUUUAUACCAUAAGUCGCGGCUGCUGCCAAGGCGAAGGCUUUAGGAAGCCUGGGACUUACAUUUAAAUCCUGAUUAAAUUGCUGGGAUGAAGAAUUUGGUAUUUCAUUUUGCUUUAUUUAAUGGCAGGUAUUGGAAAUUUCACAGUAAAAAGGAAGACAUUUUUAUUAGACAUAUAAGUGUCUUAAAGCUUCGACAGAGAUCGUUACCGCGUCCAUAAAUCUGUAUGUGUUGUCAUUUUGGUGCAGGCAGAAUUAACACUGAGCUGUUGUUGAGUAAUAGCGGCUGCUACAUCCUUCCUUUACGGCUACAGGAGUCGAUGAAGUCCGCGGGUUUUAAAUUUAGUGCGCGGCUUGUUAUGGAAGCUUAGGCCCAGAAGUUGUAGCUUAUCGUUCGAUAGAAGUUCGAACCGAGAAAGGCAACUGGUUUUUGAAAAAUAAUUCAGUGCCCAGAUAUUAAAAAAACAAAAGGGAUAUAUGUUAAGUUCACGAUUUGGAAACAUUUUGAAUCAAUUCGCGUGUGUAGUGUUGACAGCUAGCUGACUGACGUUGGUUAAGUUGACUUUUGUAUUUCGGAGAUUUACUUCGCACAACUGAGGAUCCAACAUAUAUGUUUUGAAAUGAAACUUCUGGAAAAUUCAAGUUUUGAAGCCAUAAAUUCUCAACUCACGAUUGAAACGGGAAACUGUCAGAUAAUCGGACGGAUUGAGAGCUACUCGUGUAAAAUGGCAGGCGAUGACAAACAGAUGUUCAAGCAGUUUUGUCAGGAGGGUUUGCCGCACGUCCUGGAGGCGCUGUCCCCACCACAGACCGCAGGAGCCAGCCCCAACAAGCUGAGUCAGAGUGGGCAGAGCGGGGAUGAGGGCGAAGGGCCCCUAUCGGACAAGUGCAGCCGGAAAACGCUCUUCUAUCUGAUUGCCACUCUCAACGCCUCCUUCCGUCCCGACUACGACUUCAGUCGCGCCAAGAGCCACGACUUCAGCCGGGAGCCCAGUGUUAAUUGGGUGUUCAACGCGGUGAACAGCAGCCUGUCCUCUGCCGCGGGAGCUGAGUUCAGCCGAAUGGAACCCCAGCUGUGGCAAGCCAUCGACGACGAGAUCUGCCUCUCUGAAUGUGACAUCUACAGCUAUAAUCCGGAUCUGGAUUCAGACCCGUAUGGAGAAGAGGGGAACCUUUGGUCUUUCAACUACUUCUUCUACAAUAAGAGGUUGAAACGGAUCGUGUUCUUCACCUGUCGGUCAGUCAGUGUUUUCGUGGCCCCGCGAGACUCGGGCAUCGAUGAUCUGGACCUGGAGCUGGAGGAGGGCAGCUAUGAGGAGGAGAACAUGGAUGAGGAGCGGUACGGCGCACUGUGCACCUGAGGAACCAGGGGAGGGAGCGCUGUGAAAAGAUGGGCUCUCAGAGCUCUGUGUGAAGCUGCAGCUUCAGCGUCAGCGACUUCUCUUUGUUUCAGCUUCCCCUACAGCAAGGCCGGCGUUCGAUUCGUUUCCCGAUUCGUUCAGUUUGUUCGAUUCGUUUCCCGAUUCGUUCAAUUUGUUCGAUUAGUUUUCCGACUCCUUUUCUAUUGGAAGCCCGUUACUGCGUGCAGCGGUUGCAUGUUGACGUCACUUUUCUGAAGCUAAAAGCUGUUCGAAUUGGGAACUUCCUCAUUCUUUUUUUAUCUUAAAUUAUUCCACCUCGUACUUUGGUUUCGUUUUGAUUAUGUCCUGCGGAUUUUUUUGUUCUCCUUCAUUUCACUGAGGAGGAAAGAUUUUGUAAUGCAGUGUGAGGCAGAAUUUCCACUGCCAGAUACCCUAUGUACCCCAUUCUGUGUACCUUUCUGUGCACAAAUAUAUGUAUUUUAUUCUGGUAUGCACUGUUUGUUGUUUUGACUGCCGUGGUCAUUGCAACCAAUUUUUCACAAUUUAUUUCCGAAGAGUAUUCAACCUCCUGCAAGUAUUUUGUUUUUUUUUCCUACACAAAAAAGCUUUAUCAUUCCAUGUAGCUUUGUCUUUGUCUUUUGCAAGGUCACCAGAAAGUGUAUUCUUAUCAAGUGUAUUUAUAUGUUACUUUAUGUAAGACAGACAGUGGGAGCUCUUGUAUGGUAGAGCAUGCAUACGGACCAUUUUGUUUGCUUGCUGUUACAUGUGUUGGACACUAGGUGUCGUGACACGCCUGUUCCGUGUGUAUCAGCUUGCCUUGGUGCGUGCUUUAAUUGUGCUCACCAUGCACACCUGGUGGUGUGUGCCUUCAUUUUAAAAUGCCAGUUUGACAACUGGCUGAACUGGGGUUAAAAGGUUCCUACUUUCUGAUUUUUUAAUCAGAUGAUGGAUGCACAGUGCAAUUGAAUACAGGAUUAUUAACCUAAUAUGUAAAAGUAUUUCAAGGUGCGAUAUACUCAGCUUUUACACCAAGAGCAAGCAUUUUUUUUUUUUUUUAGAGUCGCUGGUAGUUCAUUCAGUCUUUACCUUUUAAUAUGCCAGCAGAACAAUUUCAUAAUUUUUUUGGCCAUCUUCACUUGUUUUAUUUGCUGUGUUCUUGACAAGGCAUGGUUUUCAAGGCAGUUGGCCAUUCCCCCAUUUGAGUUUAGAGACUCAAAAUUGGCAUGCGACAAUAGAAGAAAACAUCAGAGGAAAUGGAUGCUUUUUUGUCUAAAUUUUCUAGGCCGUCCAUGUUCUGAUGCAUAUCCAGAUCAGCAUGUGCUCUUGUCCCUGGCUGUCAUAGCCGUGUUGUAUGUCCUAGGGUUUUUUUUUUUUUGUUUGUUACGUCACCAGAGUCCUCGUUUCAUUUCACACAGCCAAGUGUCAUUCUUAGACCGGGAGCUGAGUUUCACGUAGUUGCAGUGUGUGGAAGCAAAUGGAUUGGGUGCACAUGCUCAACAGCGAGUUGAGUAAAUUAUAACUGUGUACCUUUGAGAGCCACCUGACCCUUAGAAUUGCAUUUCAUGUGAAGGAGGAAUGUCAGUCAGUAAGCGAUGCUGUGAUUGGUGAAGACGGCACCAGCCUCGUAGCAUGUAGGUAUACUACAGGCUAGCUGGCUGACAACACAUUACCCUCAGCCUUGUCUUUGGGCAUUUGGUUCCUCAUUAUUUUUCAGUUUAGCUGGCAAACCUCUUGAACUUGCUGGUUAGCUGGCUAAGAAGUUUUCCAUAGAUUUGCACAAUUGGUAGGCCUGCGCAAGCUUCUCGUCCAUUAGCUCAGCGGAUUCCAUAUCGCUACAGUCCUUAUGCCAUACGUCACACUCUGGUGACAAAAACAUUCCUAAUAUCUCUUUAAUUUUUAUACACUAGUUAUCUCUUUGUUACUUCAGCACCAAAGCUCGCUGUCAUAAUAGCCUAUUGACUAAAAAGUGUUUAUGCGCUGGACUAACACGUGCAUGUCAAGUUAAGUCCACCUACAGUAUGUUCUGGUAUUUGUGUGGUGAUGCUUUUGAGAAGCCGAUUUCAAGCGGCGGCAUUCAUAUAGUCGAUUUGAAUUCUGCUGUCUGGCCAAAACGUUUUGUUAGCCAUUUUUUUUCGCACCCUUUCCCACACGUCUUUCCUUAUGGCUGAAAGCAUUUGAAUGAAAUCCUGCUAGUCGUGAAACCACUUGGACACGAUUCACAGUGUGGAACUGCCUGCAGCAGGAAGACUAUGCUGUAGUUAUAUAGGCAAGAUUCAGUCUGCCUCUUAGAGAAGCUUGUGAACCGCUGCCCAAAAAAAAAAAAAAAAUCAUUUAUAAGCUCCGCCCUUUUACAUAAUUUUAUUUUUGCAUUGUUAUGUUUGUUUAAGUAGUGGAUCACGGGUGUUAAAAGCUUUUGUUAAUCGGGGUCUUUUAAGUUAUGCUAUGUAUUUGCUGACUCAAACAAGCAGACAGGCCCUUUUAAGUUAUGCUAUGUAUUUGCUGACUCAAACAAGCAGACAGGCACAAUACGGCAUGUACCUGUUUCUCACUGGAUUUCACGUUUGCACAAAAUUGUGAGAGAUUAUGGGAAAUGUGUGCUAAUAGUUGUGAAUUGUGGGUGACUCAUUUGUUGUUCAACUGAAAUAGUUGUGUUAUAAGGCUCAGCUUUUUUGCAUCAGUAUAGACUAGCGUAGGUGUGGUAAUGUCUCUAGUGCCAGUAUCAGCCCGUUAUUGCCCAUUGUGUUUGCUGUUAGGCUUUUGUCUUGUAGGGAAUGUCGAUUUACUACAAUCUUUAUUAUCAGAUUAGGUUUAUGUACUGACGCAGAUUCCAGUAGCGUGUAAAUGUUAAAAGGUCGGGUGACUAAUGAACGUGAUGUUUAAGUUUAAAAAAUUUCAAAGACGAUACAUUUCCGCCCGCUUUUUUUUCGCCAACUUUUGAAUUCACGUGAAAUUCGCUCUCUCUACUUUUUUCAAAUAAAGACGCAAACGUGAACGUCGGGCCAGUUCAGCGUACGCUCAGCCCGAUCUUCCACGCUUCGCCUCGUCAAACCGGAGAAAGGUCCAUCUUGGUUCGACGCCCCUGUCCUUCGUGUUUCCUCGGGGUUUAAAUCCGUUUCAUCCGGCGGACCCGUACCUUGUUAAAAUCGGCCCGUGACCUGUAACGUUGGGCGAGUCAGAAUAAUGUGCACGAGCAGUAGCCUAAAUGAGCGCUGUGUAAGGACGGCCAGAUCCCACAUACGCAUUGCUCCUUCCUGAGGAAUGUGCAGAGAACAGAAGGGAGGCAGUAGCACGCUGUGUAGGCUGGAAUGCCUCCUCCGAGAAGGUCACCGCGAGGGACAUUCUGUUAUUCAUUGGAGGGAAGAAUUUGAACCCUCUAUUCAGCAUUUCAUCAUUAUAGUAUAGUGUGGGCUACAGUAUAUUUAACCAGCAUUGUUAUAUUCAUACAAUAUUUAUCCCAGCCAGGUGUUUUACAUAUUCAGUCAAAGCAGAGUCUUGUAUUCUCAGGGAUUGUAAAAUGGCUUGGUGUAUAAUUUUUUUUUUUUUCUUCACAAAUUGGUUAGAGAAGAAACACCAAACACAAUGCAGAAAGUUUCUUUUUAUUUGCAGUAAAGCUACACCACUGAAACAUUUAAUUGCUUAUAAAAUUUUUUAUUAAUACUCAUGAAGCUUGCAGGCGCUGCAUUUUGUGGUUUCAUUACUUAGGUUUGCUAUUGUAAGAGAUCACGCCAUGUUGAAUAAAUGUGUUAACCGAAUUGUCUGUAUUGUGAUUGAAAAAAAAGAAAAUGAGUAUAUUUAAUAAAAUUUCAAUAAUCAA
Messenger RNA from Anguilla anguilla (European eel), 5841 nucleotides. RefSeq names its product MAF1 homolog, negative regulator of RNA polymerase III a (gene maf1a). Gene Ontology annotation, biological process: negative regulation of transcription by RNA polymerase III. Gene Ontology annotation, molecular function: RNA polymerase III core binding. The transcript has 7 exons. Gene Ontology annotation, cellular component: nucleus. The record is from RefSeq and is a predicted model, not a curated record. Lineage: Eukaryota; Metazoa; Chordata; Actinopteri; Anguilliformes; Anguillidae. Bases 1287 to 2027 code for a protein of 246 amino acids.